UCGUAUUCGAUCUAUUUCCGGAAACAGGUUAGUGUGUGGCGACUGGCUAGCUGUUAUUGCGUCCAGUUGGCAAUAUAAUGCGUUGCUUGGAGUAAUAUUACCUUAUCAUCGAAUGACAGACUUGGAUGAUUACAGACUUCAGGAAGGUUUUCAUUGAUGGCUGGGAAUUCAGCAGAUGCAAGCUUUGAUGAAGUCUCUGUGAAGGUUGAAUGUGUAGAAGGAGACGAUGAAUACAACAGUUCUUUCCGGACAGACUCCGAGUCCUUCACCACCAUCAAAACUGACCCCUCAGAACCGGACGAGAGCUAUGGCACGUCCACUGAUUCUCCGUAUCCAGCUCAGACCGAGGCGGUCACCCAAACACCCCUUAGCAUGCCACUUAUCUCAUCUCCUCCCAUCAUAAACAGGGCACAACUCCUCAAUUCCGGGGCCAAUGUUUCCAUGAAUGCUGCAGAUGCACCACCUAAAAAACAGAUUGCAGCACUGGUCAAAGUCGCAGCACCCUCGUCUACGUGUACCACCAUUAAACAGGACGUUGACAAAGCAUGUUAUAAAUUGUCACAGGAAGGGGAGCAGUCUUUAUUUCUGUCUGUGAAUGUGGAGAAGAAGCUAUGUAGUUAUGUGGGCUCAGACAUGGGGAGACAGUUUCUAAGCAAGCGACCAGACAUCAUGGAACAUUUCUUCCAAUUUUGUCAAGUUCUGUACAAGGCUGAUGUGGACUCUGUAACCAGUAGCGACCCAGCAACUCCACCAUCAACAAAAAAUCUUAGACCAAAGUUGGUGCCCAGAAGACCUAAUAUCCUGGCCAAGAAGAAUCCAACCCCAACCUCUCAAACAUCCGUGCCUGUAAUUGGGGCCGGUCCUCUGAUGCUCGCGGCAUUACCAAUGGGCCAGCUUCAACAUGGAUCAAAAAAUUUAUCAGCGCAACAACCGAAGCAAAUUCUACCAGCAAAAGCUAUGCCUGAGGUUGCCAAAAUUCUGAAUAACUCCACUACAUGUAUAUCAAAUAUCAAGUCUAUAGUUCCUCAAACUGUUGACUCCGGGCGAAAAAGAAAAAAUCAUAAAGUACAGAAUGAUGGCCCCGAAGAGGAACCUCCAGAAAAACAACCAGCAUCACUAAUGGAAGUUCCAUUCCGGAUGAACAUCAAAAAGCUGAAUGCUGGGGCAACUAAGUCCACCCUGUUGACACUUCGACAGUCAUUAGAAAGUAAAUCUGGCACUGGUCAGACUCCUCAAACACCUAGUACCCCUACAACAGGCAACUCCUUGAGCGAUACACAACAAGAUUCUGCAUCCACACAGCCACCCAGAAUGGUGUCCAUUAUAAAUUCCAAUGGAAAAAAUCCAGUUCUACAUUCUAACAGUAUAAACAAUGCAAGUUCCUCGAAGCAAACUUCCCCCAAUGGAAAUUCUUUAAGCUAUGGAGAAGUUCUGAAGAAAGCCAUGAUGAAUUCCUUGUCAGAAAAUUUGUCCACCCUCGCUAAACAGGUUGACCUAACGGAAGAGAUGACUCCGCAGGAGUAUGAUUUGUCUUUGAUUAAAAAGGAACCAAAGAUGAAUACUUCUGGUGAGGGACAGAAUAUGGAUCCACCGAUUGAACUGUUCUCCAAGACAAUCAAACUAAGCGAAGCACCGACUGACAUCAAGUCCCUGUUUCUCAACUUCUCGGCAAACAAAUUAACAAGAACGAAAAAUUCCAAGAAAAAACCUAUAAAGCCUAGCAGGAAAACAGACCAAGAAUCAGAGGGAACAACUGUCUCCUCAAAACCUUACAGCUUCAGACAACGAACGAAGAAGAAGAGGUUUGGCGAUGAUUAUGUGGAGGAUUUCAAGGAAGAUUCCAAAGAAAAGGGAAAAUGGAAGACAGAUGCCACGAACGAAGAAGAAGAGGAGAUAAAUGAUGAGGACGAUGAUUUCAUGGCAGAGAGUAGUGAAGAAGAUGAGGAGGGUGAAGAUAAGGAUUACACAGAAAAAAUGAAGAGGAAAUCAAAACCAGAAAAAGAUGAUUAUAUCGAUGAGUCAAAUUUGAAAUAUUUUGAUGAGAAAAGUUUAGAGGAAUUCUUUGAAGACCAUCGUUACACUCUCAGUAAAAACCAGAGAGGCGACUUUCAUUGCACGCUAUGCUUGAUGUCCUUCAAGUGGUCAAUGACAUACAUCCAACACAUGGUGGAAAGACACGAGAAAAUGUUACAAAACAUGAAGGUUCAUCUGUGUGUUCUCUGUGAAAAAUGUUUUCUUGCCAGUCGAGAUUUGGCUUCCCAUUACAGGCAAGUUCACAAACAGUUAGACUGCUUCGUCUGCAAAUAUUGUAAUGCCACGUUCAAUGCAGGGAUAACCUGCAAAAGACACAUGGAAAGCUGUCAGGGAAAGGUGGAAAUAGAUGAAUCCAGUGAAAUGCUGUUUCUUCUUCAGACUAGUAGGGAGGAGGACAAGAAAUCGUAUGUCUGUAGUGUUUGUCUAAAAGUACUAAGAACAGAAGAUGGAAUGGUAAAACACAUGAAGAUGCAUGAAGACGAUGCUUACCUUAUAUGUGAUAUCUGUGGUAUAAAAUGUACUACAAAACAGCGGUUAAGUCGUCACAAAGCUUACCGCCAUCAGACCAAGCUAGGCAGGAUUCCUUGUCCAAAUUGUGACCGUCGCUUCAUGUCCAUCUGGUCAAUGUACCGCCACAACCAAGACAUCCACGGCUGUGUCCAGGUGAUCUGUAAGGAGUGUGGGCGGUACUUCGACACACAGGAACAGCUGAUGGAGCACAUCACCAACAUUCACCCACACAUCAGUCAGGAUGUAUGUCGCUUCUCCUGCGAGGAUUGCGGAAAGUGGUUUGACCAGGCUCGGUACCUGUAUGUCCACUACAAGGACGUACACAGGAAGCAGCGGUCAGUCUGUGGAUUCUGUGGUAAAGGUUUCUCAAAUCGAGAGGAGUUUCAUAACCAUAAGAAAACACAUGACCUCUCCAUCCCAAAUACAUGCAAGAUAUGUGCCAAGACCUGGGACACGUCGGAGGACCUGGAGAAACACAUGCACUAUCACAUGAGAGGUUCGUCCCUUCAUCAGUGCGAGACCUGUAAAGAGGUGUUUAUAAGGAGACAGGACCUCAUUGAUCACAUUGUGACACACACCAAGACUUUCCCAUUUAUCUGCAAGGAGUGUGGGAAAGGCUUCAAAAACAAAGGAAAACUAAAGGUUCACAUGGUGUCCCACGUAACGCAUCGUCCCUUCCAGUGUGAUAUUUGUGGAAUGGCCUUCAAGAUGAAGGCAACUUUGAGCACUCAUGUAAAACGUCACAAGGAACUGAAACCAUUCAAGUGUGAAUACUGCCCCGUUCGGUUCAAGUCGGUUGAGGGAUCACGAAAUCACAUGCUUCAUCAACACAUCAAGCUGGAGGAUCUCAAAAACAUCAAGUUUAAGGUGUAUAAAUGUGAAUAUUGUAACAAGUUGAUGGGUCAGAAGCACAUGUAUCUGCGACACGUCCGUCUGCACACUGGAGAAAGACCCUGUGUUUGUGAUGUGUGUGGGAGGUCCUUCACAAUGCCAGCCACACUCAAUGUCCACAAAAAGACGCACCUGGCCCGAAAACCACACCAUUGCGAAGUCUGCAACUUUGGAUUUAUCGAUGCCCACAAACUAGGGAAACAUUUCCAGACGUUUAGACACAAACAAAUGGUGGAACAAAGAAAACGGGUCAAAGAAUUAGCUGAAACAAGAGCGAGGAACAUGGGGAAGCCAUUGGAAGAUGCAGGCAUUGUGAACAGUAUUUCAGUCAAGUUGGAGGAGGUGGAUGAGGAAGCACUUCUGGGUGAGCCACAGAGAACACACAUUAAUCUUGGUGAUGAGAUGGUUGUGAUUGAGCGAAAUUCAGAGGACCCUCCGGGAGACAGCAGCACAGCUGAACACUUCCUACAGGGGUAUGCUGACAACUGUAGUAGUUUGUCCUCUCUGGUUUCCGGAUCAGAGGAGGCAGACCCAGAAUUGAUGGACCAAGUUCUACAGACUCCUGAUCUAAACAAUCAACUCCUUGUCCCCAAAACAGAAGAUAUGGAUGUGUAGAGUUAUCUUCCAAACUGAUACAGUAUAGCUGAUGUAGCCUAACAAUGUCUCGUCCCAAAACAGAAGAAUUGGAUACAUAUAAAUGUCCUUGACUGACACCAUAGGGAGGCCUUUGUUUCUCUUCAGUAAUAACAUGUACCCAUUGGUACAUGUAAUUUUUUAAUAUGUAAAUUCAUAGAGGCAUAUAGUUCAUUUGUUUUUUGUUGAUUUGAAUUUGUAAAAUACCACUAUGAACAAUGUACUUUUACCAUUUUCUUGUGUAGUACUGAUAUAAAUGUAAAGAUAUCUGUUUAGUACUAUGAGGUCACAGAAUGAUUGGUAAUGAUUGUACACUGCAGUUCAUUACGUAUGCAUUUUUAGUUGUGUUCAGAAUUCCGCACUAUUUAGCCAAAUUUGUUUAUUAUAUGAUCGAAUAAGUCGGAGCUCUCCAUUUGGCAGAGAUCCAACAAACUAGAACAGUUAUAUUCACCUGCAUGUGAUGUUGAGGUGAAUAUAAGAUUUGAUUUCUCCAACAUCAGGCCAAAUCAUUGGGAAUUUAUAAAUUGAUACAAUUGGUUGUUAUUUUUGUGGUCAUCUAAUGAAAACUCGCAUCUCUAAUCACUUUCAAUUAAGUUUAGCAAUCGGAAAAACGCUUGGCCUUUUCCAUCAAGAUGGAACAGAAAAGUUUGUGAUGUUGAGAUAGUAGGUCUUGCAGAUGAUGUAAACUAUGUCAGACAGGCAAUUAAAAGAUGUCAAGAUAUGCAUCGCUAGAUGACAUCAAGUUUUGUAGAAUACAGAUGAAUUUUGAUUCAUUGAAUUAUCCGAUCAUAUAAUAAAACAAUUAUUUAUCAUUUUCUCAAUUAAUACGAUGCUUUAGCUACCCUUGAAUACAGUGUUGGUGUAUAUUUUACGGUAACUAAAGCAUCGUUUUGACCUCCGAAAUGUCAAUAAUUGUAUAUUAUCUCUUGUAUUUUGAUAACCCAAUGUAUAUACACUGUACAUUUUGCUUGUGGAAUGUUUGAAUUGUCAAGGUAGGAAAGUAUACCUAUCGCCUAAUGUACAUGUACUUUGGUACAAGAGCUUGCUGUUAAAGAGAAUGUGCGACUUUUACAUGGACUGCUCGAUCGAUGGUGAUACGACCAUGUGGUUCUUGUGCAUUGUCCGCUUCUGAACUGCUGUGCAAAUGAGUUAAUGAGCAUUUUGAAAUUCUGUAUUUUAUUAUUCUGAACAGAUUGUUUUUACAAAUUUUUAAUUCUGUACAGUUAAUUUCCUUUUAGUUUUAGUUAUUUUGAUUUAUAAAGUUGCGCAAUAUGGGAGGUGAAUCAUUGUACAGAGCAUCACUAUACAUACAAUUCUAUCUAAAACAUUCCUAAGCAUUCAGUAACUUAGAUAGUAGAAUUUUCAUACAUCAUCUUAACACACUGUUCCAAAACUUUCUUACAGAUUUCUUCUUACAUGAUUAGAAAAUGUGUAUUGAUUCCCACACCGAAAUCCACAUGAAAUUUGUUUUGUUUGAAUAGCAGUAUUUACCUGGCGAUUUAAGUGGAUUGUGGGAUACAGACUUGAUUUUAAGAUUCGAUAUGAGCCACUAUUUUAGCUUUUAUACUGGGUUUGGGAAGAAGCUGAGCAUGUGGUCUAGUUUUCCAAGAAACUUUCAGAAUGCUUGUUUGAUUACUCAAGGUUUUUGUUUUUAGAUUAUUUUUGUACGAGGACAUUAUUCGCAUACCUUGAAUUUUAUUGUUGAAAUAAAGCGACUUUUAUUUUUUCUAGCCAGACAUUAAAAUUUCUUCAAUGUC
Ostrea edulis (European flat oyster) is the source of this 5825-nucleotide messenger RNA. RefSeq lists its product as uncharacterized. Gene Ontology annotation, biological process: regulation of transcription by RNA polymerase II. The record is from RefSeq and is a predicted model, not a curated record. The coding region runs from base 157 to 4050 and encodes 1297 amino acids. The transcript is spliced from 10 exons. Gene Ontology annotation, cellular component: nucleus. Lineage: Eukaryota; Metazoa; Mollusca; Bivalvia; Ostreida; Ostreidae. Gene Ontology annotation, molecular function: RNA polymerase II cis-regulatory region sequence-specific DNA binding; DNA-binding transcription activator activity, RNA polymerase II-specific.